AUGCAUGUUGAAGAUAUAUUCUUUCAUUUCCAGAAGGAUGUUCAUACACUAUCGCAGACGACGCGAUCGAGUGCAGCACGUCGAAGUCUGAACGCGUCCACGUCGCCAGUGCUGGCGCAACGAUGCUCCAGUCCAAGCCGCGCCAACGUCGCUUGCGGUAGUACCACCACCAGCAACAGAACCGCAGUAAAUGUGGGAGUACCGAUGAGAUCCUAUUCUUCACGAAAUGGAAAUUCACUGAUAGCACCGCAGCAUGACAAUCGUCGGUGGUCUCUAGCGUCGCUUCCGUCAACAAGUGGUUACGGAACGCCUGGGAGUAACUCUGCAUUUUCGGCAAAAUCGCAAAUGGAAGAGAAGCUGACGGCAUUUGUCGCUGAGCACGCGCCUCUUAGCGGCGGCUCGUCGUCUGGAGAUACGGAACUUAUCUCGGACGGUGCUAGUAGUCGUCGCUCGAUGCUGUUAUGUUCCUUACUUUGGGCUGCUUUUGAAGUGUCUUCUAUUAAGGUUUUGGAUACGGAAACAUCCACGGAUUUGGCUCUUUUACGGUUGAUUAGUGACGGAGCAACGAGGUUCUUGCACCAUCAAAUUGUCGAAGUGGCAUCGGAUUGUCUAUCACGUUCUCGUGAUGACACCAUAACAUGUUCGUAUUUUUGCGAGAUGAGUCAACGACUGGAUGAAACAUUGAACGAAGCCCAGCAGAAGACGUCGCCUGAGUCGUUUGAAUAUCUCUCAAAACUCACGAAACAAUUACUGAUGAUUGUGAGUCGGCCGGCACGACUUCUUGAAUGUCUAGAAUUCGAUCCGGACGAAUUCUAUCAUUUACUUGAAGAGGCUGAAGGUGUUGUAAGGGAACAGCUUGGUAGCGGUAGUGCUCGAGUACCGGAUCUUCCGCAAUACAUCAUUGGAAAACUCGGCCUCGAUCGGGAUCCGUUGAUGGAUGUGGAACUGAGGGCCGACUCACCACCUAAUCCAGCACCUACGGCCGAGCUAACUCGAAUUGAUGACGCCGUUCCUGAAUGUUCUGAAGGCACAGUGACGCGGCAGAGAGCUCCACGCGAAGAUGACUAUGAAACUAUCAAACUAGUAAGCAAUGGCGCCUACGGUGCAGUUUACCUAGUGAGGCAUCGUGAGACACGUCAGCGUUUCGCUUUGAAGAAAAUGAACAAACAAACACUGGUUUUACGGAACCAGAUUGAUCAGGUGUUUGCCGAACGUGACAUUUUGACGGUAGCCGACAAUCCAUUCGUAGUUUCCUUCUACGGUUCGUUCGAAACUAAACAUCACCUCUGUAUGCUUAUGGAGUAUGUUGAAGGUGGUGAUUGUGCAGCACUGUUAAAGAACGCAGGCACUCUGCCAGUUGAUCUCGCCAGGUUGUAUGUGGCGGAAACGGUGCUGGCCAUCGAGUACUUGCAUUCGUAUGGCAUCGUUCAUCGUGAUCUGAAGCCAGACAAUUUGCUAAUCACUGCAAUGGGUCAUAUAAAGCUGACCGAUUUUGGAUUAUCAAAAAUCGGUCUCAUGAAUCGUACGACGUUGGUUGCGGAAGGUUUCGAAAACACCGCCGAUACACAGCAAUUUAAAGACAAACAGUUAUGUGGAACACCAGAAUAUAUUGCACCUGAGGUGAUUCUGCGCCAAGGUUACGGUAAACCAGUCGACUGGUGGGCGUUAGGCGUGAUUCUCUACGAGUUUCUCGUUGGAUGUGUACCAUUUUUCGGUGAAUCACCGGAGGAUCUUUUCUCAAAGGUUAUAACAGAAGACGUUGAGUAUCCGGAUGGCGACGAAGCGUUACCGGCUGAGGCGGAAGAUCUCAUAAGACGGCUUCUUGAGAAAAAUCCAUUCGAGCGACUAGGAACACUGGUUGGUGCCACUCAGCUAAUGGUACAUCCGUUCUUCAACUCACUAGACUUUAAUUCACUGCUGCGUCAGAAGGCUGAAUUUGUACCGCAACUGGAAAAUGACGAGGAUACGAGCUACUUUGACACUCGAAAUGAUCGCUACAAUCAUGACGCUGAAUCGUGUGGUGAGGAGGAGGUCCCGGCCACGGCGACUGUAGCGCCGAUGUUCCAUUCGUUUUCGACUGCAAGUCACAGACAUUCUGUCGCCGCUGUAGACGCGAAUCAAAUUCCUCACGUAAGUCAAAUUUGUCAGAGUGGAAAGAAAAGAAAACAAGCAAUGCUUCUCCGUCGUCGUUUCUCCGCGCAACGUCAGGCGAACAUCUCGUCGUCGUCGAGCACUACGGCAGGUACUGGCUGUCAGAACAUAGCGUGUUCAUCUACUGACAGCAGCAUGGACGCGUCGCAUGUCAGCACUGUUAUGGUGGGAGUCGAUACGAGAAAGUACGCUCACUCGCCCCCUGCUCCACUACAGCUCAUAAUCAACCCGGGUUCAUCUACCUCGAACGAACCAACGUGCUCUAGCAUGGCAGGUAGUCAAUUGUCACCUGGCGCAGUGUCGGGGUCAUCGGCCUCUUCGUAUGAUGGCUUCAGUCCUGCGCUUCCACUUGAUAAGCCACCACUCAUUAUCAGAAAAGGUCCGUUUGGAUUUGGAUUCACGCUGAAAUCGGUACGCGUCUAUUUGGCUGAACACUCGGAUUACUACACUAUAGAGCAUAUAGUGACAGCUGUUGUAGAAGGUAGUCCAGCUUCUGAAGCCGGUCUUCGUUGCAACGAUCUCAUUAUAGCCGUGAACGGACAGGCUGUUCAUAAUCUCACACAUCCGCAACUCAUGCAUCGCCUUUUAAGCUACGGAAAUGAGUUGGUGUUGAAGGUCACUCCACUUUCGGCAACGUCCAUAAAAGAAGGUGCACCAAGAAAAACACUGGGAAAGCUAGCGAAAAAGAAGCCGAGGCGUCCGCAACGUCGUGUUGCUCUAGAGAAGAAACCGAGAAAGCCGUCAUCCUUGCUUCGACGCCUUAGCGGAAAACGUGCCACAAAUGACAUUGUUCCGGGUAGUUCGUGCCAAAAACAGACAUUUAUGCCAAGGUCACCUCUUGUUUCGUCACGACCGUCAUCGUUGAGGGUUCCGAAGCAACCAGCACCAUCUCCCAGUGUUUGUCCUAGUGGCCCGUCAGCAAAUGCUAUCAACGUUGUCAAGAUACCUACAUCACCGAUACCAGUUAGCCCACUUGCCAGAUCAGAGCAGCAAGAUGCUCCCGCUCCAGUGUUCACAAGGUGA
This is a messenger RNA of Angiostrongylus costaricensis, 3174 nucleotides long. NCBI's taxonomy places the organism in Eukaryota, Metazoa, Nematoda, Chromadorea, Rhabditida, Metastrongylidae. The record is from the annotation of a GenBank genome assembly.